Messenger RNA from Anguilla rostrata (American eel), 2591 nucleotides. Its product is annotated as multiple epidermal growth factor-like domains protein 9. NCBI's taxonomy places the organism in Eukaryota, Metazoa, Chordata, Actinopteri, Anguilliformes, Anguillidae. The transcript has 6 exons. Bases 275 to 2017 code for a protein of 580 amino acids. Gene Ontology annotation, biological process: animal organ morphogenesis; tissue development. The record is from RefSeq and is a predicted model, not a curated record.
CGUUUCCAUUGGAUUAAAAACACGCCAGUCUCAUAGGACUACAUAAUUGUGUUCGGUUGAGAGAGAACGUAGUAGCUCGGAGCCUAGCUGUCAUUUGCGAGCGAGGUUGCCGCAAGAGCAGGCACCUAUGCAAUUCAGUGGGGAACUAUAGGAGGUGCAUGUUACAUUCCGGAGGCAGGACUGGAGGUGACAAGUGGGCGAUUGCUACACAGUCGGCUCCCACUCAUCCGUGUUCACCGACGGGGAGAGUUACAUGGAGAGGUAAACGCAAAGCAUGAAGUGCGGACCUGUAAUUAUGUUUGUACCUCCAGUUUUGGAAUUGGUGUUGUUUUUAUGUACAAUUGGAUUGUCCAAUUCUGCACCUCACUUGAAAAGCAAGGAUGCGUCGCCCGCCUGGAGGCAUCCCCGCGCCGCCUUGGAGAUUACUGGGGAACCACUCAGCACCUCCAUUCCAAGCCAUUUAUCCGAGGACAAGUCCGAGGAUGCCACGAUUGCUGGGCUCACGCCGGCUCCCACCACGACGGUGGCAGGACGGACGGCUGGCGUUACGGUGCAACCUUCGGCCACCGCCACAAUAGCGCCUACGAUCGUACCCCGCAAAACCUUGCAUCCUAUCACGAAAAAUGGGGAUGCGGUAACGGGCUUAAUCCACACAACCUCUGCUUUGGCAUCAACGAUCGUUCAUUCCCUGGAUAAAACAGCACGACAAACCACGCUAUCCGCAGUUAGCGAAAAUUCGUGGUCCACGAAAGACACCGCUUCACCACUAGACACUACCACAAAGAGCAGGCAAGCCCUGCUGUGUAACUGCAGCAGUGAGGGUGUUCUGGAUCCGGAGGACUGCGAUGGGGAGACGGGCCAGUGCUCCUGCCUGCAGGGCUACAUGGGGCUGCAGUGUGAGGACUGCGAGGAGGACCACUUCACCAACGGCUCCACCGGCUGCCAGCCCUGCGGCUGCGACUCCUUCGGCGCCGUUGACGUCCGCUGCAACAGCUCCGGUGCCUGUGUGUGUAAAACCGGCGUGUUCGGGCCGAAGUGUGAUGAUUGUUACCCUGGAUACUUCAGAUUCAGCAGUACCGGAUGCCAGACUUGCCAGUGCAACAACCACUCCAGUUACUGCCACCCUCAGUCAGGCAUCUGUCUGGACUGUCAGGACAACACAAAAGGCCCCGGCUGUGAGGAGUGUGGCGAGGGUUUCUACAGGAGGCCGGGGGCUGCCCUGACAGAUGCCUGCAUCGCCUGCCCCUGCGCCCUCAACACCUCCACAGGCACCUGCCACAGCGGCAGCAGCGGGGGUGCGGUGUGCGAGCAGUGUCGCGCCGAGUACCAGGGUCCGCUCUGCGAUCGCUGCGGGGAUGGGUUCUUCCGCUCCGAUGGCGCCUGCCGGCCCUGCGACUGCAGCGGGAACGCGGACGCCGCGGCGACGCCCAGCCUGUGCCACCCGGAGACGGGCCGCUGCCUGAGCUGCGCCAACCACACGGCCGGGCCUCGCUGCGAGCGCUGCGCCGACGGGUUCGCCGGGAACGCCCUCGCGCACACCUGCACGCCCACAGUGCACGUCACCGCGACAACCACCCCGGUGACCACGAUCACCGGUGACACGGCCACGACCACCGCCAUGGCGACCACCACCAACUCCACGGGCGGGCGGACGAGCGCGGCCACCACGCAGUCCCUGCUGACCAGUCUGGGCGGCCCCACGGACAACGCCACGACGACGGUCUCCGAGGUGUCCUGGGCGCAGUUCAACGUGGUGGUGCUGGCGGUGAUCAUCGUGGCGGUGGUGCUGCUGAUGGGCGCGGCCGGCGGGUUCUACAGCUACCGCGAGUACCGCAACCGCAAGCUGAACGCGCCCUUCUGGACCAUCGAGCUGAAGGAGGACAACAUCAGCUUCAGCAGCUACCACGACAGCAUCCCCAACGCCGACGUGUCCGGCCUGCUGGAGGACGAGCCCGGGGAGGCCCCGCCCAACGGCCAGCUGGCCCUCAGCAGCCCCAGGAAUGUGUAUAAGCCUUAGGCCACGCCCCCUUCCAGAGGCCACACCUCCCUCAGCAGCCCCAGGAAUGUGUAUAAGCCUUAGGCCACGCCCCCUUCCAGAGGCCACACCUCCCUCAGCAGCCCCAGGAAUGUGUAUAAGCCUUAGGCCACGCCCCCUUCCAGAGGCCACACCUCCCUCAGCAGCCCCAGGAAUGUGUACGAGCCUUAGACCACACCCCCUUCCAGAGGCCACACCUCCCUCAGCAGCCCCAAGAAUGUGUAUGAGUCCUAGGCCACGCCCCCUUCCAGAGGCCACACCUCCCUCAGCAGUACACGCCUCCAUAAUCAGCGCCACAAACAUGUAUAAGCACCUUAGGACACGCUCCCCUUUUCUCUCAGCGGGACACGCCUCCCAAUGUCGCCCCACGAACAUGACAUGCCUUAGGCCACACCCCCUCCCAGAGACCACAUCCAGACCCCCCCUCCCAGACAUACCCACCCAGGAACUAAGCCUGUGCAUGGUCUCUGGGAAGGGGGGCUGUAGCGCAAGAAGAAUUAAAUCUCUGGAAGGAAAGCAACCAACAAUCGCCAAAAAAAGCAUAUGAUUUUUUUUU